Pogona vitticeps (central bearded dragon) is the source of this 669-nucleotide messenger RNA. NCBI's taxonomy places the organism in Eukaryota, Metazoa, Chordata, Lepidosauria, Squamata, Agamidae. The record is from RefSeq and is a predicted model, not a curated record.
UCCCAUCCAACAUGCACCAGAUGGAAUCCAAAGCCAACUGUGAGGUCAACAUGGCAUCAGAACUCCCAGCCUACAAGUUUAUACCUACAGUUCCCAAGGACAGGAAGCAAAUAAUCUUCAUCUCUGUUAUCCUGGUGCUUCUGACCAUAGUCAUUACUGGAGCAAUUCUUAUUGGAAUUAACACAUCUCAAGAACACACUGAAAAGAUCAUUAGAACCCUUAGCAAUGGAGCCCACGGUGAAGUGGUAGAGCAAACGGUGAUGGUGAAUCAGCAGGACAGUGUGGCUGCUUUUCACAUCCAAAGCAAUAAAACAUCAGCUACGGUUGUCUAUGACUAUUAUCAUAAACUGAUUGGCUUCCGAAUUCACAACAAAAGAAAAUGUUCAGUGGUGUCCAUGGAUUUGGUUGCUGUUCCGAGCCUAGAUGAAGUCACUCAGAAAAUUGAGCACUUUGGUCAACAGGUCCCAGGAGACGACACCUUGAGCUACAGCUUCAAAAAAGGGAAAAUGGCUGAUCGGACCACUCUUGGAACCACCAUUAACAUCCUCUGUAGUGACCUCCCUGUAUACUGGGCAGAGAAAAGUCACAAAGAGCAACGGAAAGGACCGCUACCUUGUCUAGGAAUUUUGAUUAUUCAAAUCUGCUUGACACUAUUUUAAAGCCACUCAA